UAGCUGUUACAUAAAAUGUUCAUUUUGCUCCGGCAGCUCCAUGACAAUCAGCUGAACAGUUUACCUUGUGCUUUGGGAGAACUGCAGGAGCUUCAGCAACUGCGGCUCAGUCAUAACCAGCUGAGAGCACUUCCUGUGGAAGUGUGUACUUUGAAGAACCUCCAUAGCCUCACACUCCAGCAAAACCUGCUGGAGACCCUGCCAGAGGUCCUGGGACAACUGGAGAACCUGACCGAGCUGGAUCUGUCCAACAACCACCUGAUGGGCCUGCCCUCCAGCCUCGGCCGCCUCACCUGUCUACAGAAACUGAAUCUAAGUCACAACAAACUCAGCUGUCUGCCUGACACCGUGACCCAGCUCACAAAUGUUAAGCUGCUGGACUGCAGCAAUAACCAGCUGACUGAAAUUCCUGCCAGCCUAUCAGAGAUGCUUGCUCUGGAGCAGCUCUACCUCAGACACAACAAGCUCCGCCUCCUCCCAAAGCUCCCUGCACCUGUGCUUAAGGAGCUGUAUGUAGGUAACAACCAGAUUGAGCAGUUGGAGACAGAGCAGCUGGCCGUCCUGACAACCUUGUCUCUUCUAGAGCUCCGCGACAACAAAAUCAAAACCAUCCCUGAACAGAUAUCCUUUCUGAGCACACUCACAAGACUCGACCUCACCAACAAUGACAUUACCACUCUUCCAGCAUCGCUCAGCCUGCUGCCUGAUCUGAAGGUGUUACUGUUGGAGGGAAACCCUCUGCGAGGAAUCAGAAGGGAUCUGCUCACUAAGGGAACCAAUGAGCUUCUGAAAUAUUUAAGAGGAAGAAUUAAAGAGGAGCCUGAGAGACCAGAUGAAGGACAUACAGCUAUGACUUUACCCAGCCAGACCAGGGUCAAUGUCCACAACAUUAAAACUCUCAAGUUAUUGAUGUACAGCGAGAUGCAGGCAGGUAGUAUUCCAGAUGAGGUGUUUGAUGCUGCAGUAGAUCAAGGUGUUACCACUGUUAACUUCAGCAAGAACCAGCUGACCUCCAUACCUCCCAGACUGGUGGACUUCCAAUCCUCAGUGUCAGAUAUCAAUCUGGGUUUCAACAGACUGAUCUGCUGUUCUCCUGACAUCUGCAAGUUCCUGCAGCUGACACACAUCGACCUCAGGUACACACACGGACACAGAUCAACACACAGAUAACCAGAUAAGAUCUCC
Molecule: messenger RNA, 1185 nt
Organism: Micropterus dolomieu (smallmouth bass)
Lineage: Eukaryota; Metazoa; Chordata; Actinopteri; Centrarchiformes; Centrarchidae
Product: leucine-rich repeat-containing protein 40-like
Exons: 10
Coding region: 16-1170 (384 amino acids)
Molecular function (GO): protein binding
Source: RefSeq, a predicted model, not a curated record